UAAUCACGUCGACCGCGACCUUGAUGGUCCGCAAGUGGUAAGGUAGCAGGAGAGACGAUACGGUUACGGUGGUAACCUGGUAGCUAUGGGCGAAGUUUCGGAACGCAGCCUGCAAGUGGCCGUGGUGAUAGCUUUUGCCUCGGGAGUGCUGGUCGGCUGGCAGGCAAACAGGAUCAGGAGGAGGUACCUGGACUGGAAGAAGAAAAGACUGCAGGACAAGCUGGUGGAGACCCAGAAGAAGCUGGACCUGUCAUGAGGUCAUUUCUCAGUGGAGACCCCGACCAGCUGCUGUGCCUCUACUGAAAAGUAACACUUGGCUAAAGUUGGAAGACCAAGCAAUGAACUGGACAUGCAGUGAAGAGGAACAUGAUCAAUUUUGUAUAGAAGAUUGUUUACACGUGUCUAUAAUAAAGGACAUUUUAUUUUGAUGCA
This is a messenger RNA of Spea bombifrons (plains spadefoot toad), 432 nucleotides long. RefSeq names its product mitoregulin (gene MTLN). Gene Ontology annotation, cellular component: mitochondrial inner membrane. The transcript is spliced from 2 exons. The coding region runs from base 86 to 256 and encodes 56 amino acids. Gene Ontology annotation, biological process: positive regulation of mitochondrial membrane potential. NCBI's taxonomy places the organism in Eukaryota, Metazoa, Chordata, Amphibia, Anura, Pelobatidae. The record is from RefSeq and is a predicted model, not a curated record.